Messenger RNA from Girardinichthys multiradiatus, 668 nucleotides. RefSeq names its product cytochrome c oxidase assembly factor 5. The transcript is spliced from 3 exons. The record is from RefSeq and is a predicted model, not a curated record. Gene Ontology annotation, biological process: mitochondrial respiratory chain complex IV assembly. Bases 110 to 337 code for a protein of 75 amino acids. Lineage: Eukaryota; Metazoa; Chordata; Actinopteri; Cyprinodontiformes; Goodeidae. Gene Ontology annotation, cellular component: mitochondrion.
UUUUUUUUUUUUUUCUCAUCAUGGCGGCUGACAAUAUCACCACUGUUUUGGCGUGAAUUACAGCAGCUCUUGGGUGUAUCUGUGCUGUUAUUGGAGUGAAUGCUGAACAAUGCCGAAAUAUUACGAGGAUAAGGAGGAGGACAGCAGAGCCUGCGCUGGCAUCAGAGAGGACUUCAAGGCUUGUCUCCUCCAGCAUGACUGCGUCGUGAAGGAGGGAAAGAUGCCCAGUGAGUGUCUGAAGGAAGGUCACUGCAAAGCCCUGCAGACGUCAUUCUUUGAGUGCAAGAGGUCCAUGCUGGACGCAAGGUCAAGGUUCAGAGGGAAGAAAGGAUACUGAUGGGGCUGCGCUGCUGAGCUGAGACCAGAUUGAACAGCUGAAUGUACUUGUAGUGACUGAAAUCGAUGCUGCAGCAUGUGUGACAGCACAUCUUCAGCAUCGUCAGCAUCUCAUCUGGAUCGCAGGUGGCGAAUGUGAAAGACCCCACAGGAGAGGAAUACACGUUGAUCUUUAAAAUGUGAGGCUGGGAAAAGACGAGAGCUCUGAUUGGUUGGAGCAUUUAGGAAGUUUUUUUUUUCUCUUGUCUUCUAAGAAUAUUUUAUUAUCUUGGGUGAGUGUGUGAUGUUGAAUGAAAACCAUCAGCUUAAAUAAAUGAUGACCAAAGUCAAAA